Molecule: messenger RNA, 1655 nt
Organism: Heterocephalus glaber (naked mole-rat)
Lineage: Eukaryota; Metazoa; Chordata; Mammalia; Rodentia; Bathyergidae
Source: RefSeq, a predicted model, not a curated record
CUUCCCUCCCUUCUCGCACCCUGCCCCUUGCGUUGCCAUGGGGACCCAGCGCCCCCCCCCCCCCCCCGCCCCAGCCGGCCUGUGGCGUUGCGCCUGGCCUGGUCUCCUCCGACGGUGGUGGUGGUGGAGACAGUGGGAGGCCAUGGAGCCUUCACGAACCAGCGUGGAUUCGACGGGUAAGCGGUCGAGCCUGGGCCGCUGCAAGCAUUUCUUUUGGCUGGGCGUCGUCUUCGACACGGUGGGCGUGGCGGUGCUGUUCACCGGCGUCUUCGCGGACCUGCUCUUCUACGACAUGCUGCUGUACCUGGGUUCCAUCAUCAUCUUCCUCAGCCUGCUCUGGUGGAUCUCCUGGUACACCGGCAACAUAGAGCUGCUUCCCGAAGAGUCCUCCAAGAACGGCUCCCAUAUGCCCCCCGGCCCCACGGCCGAAACUCUUCACCAGAGCGUCAGCCACCGCUUCUCCUGGACCAUCGGGAGCAUCUCCAACACCUUCCGGAUCCAGCGGCGGCACCUGCGGAGGUCCCUGAAGAGGAGGGCAAUCCUGACCAUGACUGUAGCGGGCCUGGAAGACGAGAGCAAGGGCAAAGAUGGAAGGGAAAGCGUCAAGGACAGCAGUGACUCUCAAGAAAUCUGCAAAGAGAAUUUGGGCCCCAAGCCUGAAGAUGGUAACAAUCCAGAGGCAGUUGGCUCCCAGGGCCCUGAAGCUGGUGGUGGGCUGACCCUUCCGAUGGGGCCUGUGUUCCCACCAUCCCAUCUGGACCAGCCCCUGUCUUCUGCUAUCGUGGCCUCAGAGAGUCCCUCUGUGGCCCUCUUGGUCUCUGCUCAGCCACCUCUCACUACUAGGAGCCAGCCUGCCGUGUCUGUGGCCUCUAAGAUCCAGCCUCCCGUUAACCUUUCCUUGAGCCUUCCUGCAGCCCCCGUGGCCUUUCAGAGCCACCCGGUGAUGCCUGUGUCUCCUCCGAGACCCUUCCAGGUCCACGAGGCCUCUGAAAGCCAGCCCUGGAAUCUUCCUUGGAUUUUUCAAACUCAGCCUCCAACUGUUCGAGCAUCUGGAAGUCAGGCUAUGGCCACCCACGUCCCAGUGAUGCCUUUUCAAACUGUGGAUCCACGGGUCUCACAGGCUGUCCAGGACUUUCAGCCCUUCCUUCCCACUCAGCAGACCUACCACAGCAGCCCUUCAGUCCAGGAGAUUUCUCCAAAUCAGUCUGCAAGCAUCCUGGAGGUUCCUAGGGAGCCAGUUGCUCAGGAUUUGGAGGUUCUGCCACUACCCAGCCAGAAGCUAUAUCAGAAGUUUCCUGAGGGUGCAGCUUCUGCUCCUGAGACCCAGCAGUCCAGCCCCUCUGAGAGCACCCCAGAAUCUGGGGCAGUGAAGAAGAGUCACCCACUCCUGUAGGGACCAGACCCCAGCCAUUUGCCUGGCUGACCAGACCUCUGCCAAAACCCACCAGUGUUUCUGCAGAUUUAGCUGCCUACUUCAUAAAAGCACAAAUACUUAGUCAUAUUUUGGAAACUUCCAUCUGGAGUCCUGAUCGAUCACAAACCAACAGACUCACUAGAUUGCCUAUGCCAAGUUCCACUGUGGACAAAUUUCUAGCUUCUGAUAAUAUUUAUUGCCAGAAUUUUAAACCAUAAUAAACUAUACUGUUUCAAAUGAA